UAAAAAUGUACAUACUUCAUAAAUCGAAUUACAUUACAGUUGUUAUGAUUAAUUACUUUAUUUAAAACUAAAUAUCAUUACUUGAAUAAUAGUUUUACUAUUAUUAUUAAUUUAUUUCAAUAAAAAUUAUGAAUUUUUUGUUAGAUAUAAUUAGAAGUGCUUUUAUCAAAAUGCUUGAAUUAAUUUGGUUUGGAAAGCGUAAGAUUUCAAGUUCAUUAAGUAUUUAUAUAAAAACAAACACUGGAAGUACAUUAACUAUUGACUUGGACCCGAAAUGGGAUAUUAAAAAUGUUAAAGAAAUAGUUGCUCCUCAGAUGGGAAUGUCACCUGAUGAAAUUAAAAUAAUUUUUGCAGGAAAAGAACUACACAACUCGACAAUAAUUGAAGAAUGUGAUUUAGGACAACAAAGUAUUUUACAUGCAGUCAAAGUUCCUCUUAGAAGACGUCAAGUUGGACCUGAUUCAACUCAAACUAUUAAUGAACGAUUAUCAGAAUCUUCUGAAUUCGAUGAUACUGGUGGUGGUGGUGGUGGUAAACCACUCAAUGAAACUCUCACUGAUUUGUCUCUGAAUGAAAUUACUACGUUAGAUUCGAAUGGUGGUCAAAAACAACAAGAGAAACGGGCUCAUUUUUUUGUAUUCUGUUCAAAUCCAUGUAAAUCAAUUGAAGUUGGAAAAUUGAGAGUCAGAUGUGCCUUAUGUGGUAGUGGAGCAGUAACAGUAGAUCGCGAUCCACAAUCAUGGCCUGAUGUAAUACAGCCAAAUCGAAUUACUGUCCACUGUGAAAAUGAUCUUUGUCAAACGAAUAAUAUUUCAGAAAAUUCAGAAUCUCAAGUGCCUUAUGCCCAGUUUUAUUUUAAAUGCGCUAAACAUCCUCGUCAAGGUGAAAAAGAUGAAGCAGUACCACUAUACCUUAUUCGACCGAAUCUUAGAAAAGUUCCAUGUUUAGCAUGUACAGACAUCAGGGAGACAGUGUUGGUAUUCCCUUGUGAAGCUGCUCAUGUUACGUGCCUAGAAUGCUUUAAAGAAUACUGUUCUAUACGACUAUGUGAACGUCAAUUUGAAUUUGAUGAAAAUACAGGAUAUUACACACUUCCGUGUCCUGCUGGAUGUCCGAAUUCAUACAUCCAAGAGAUACAUCAUUUUCGAAUAUUAAAACCAGCACAGUAUGAACAAUAUCAACGUUUUGGAGCUGAAGAGUAUGUUUUGAGAGCUGGUGGACUCUUAUGUCCUCAACCUGAUUGCGGUAUGGGAAUAAUUCCAGUAGAUCCGAAAGAUGGAUUUAAUGAAGAAGAAUGUAAAAAGAUUCAGUGCAUUGGUGGUUGUGGAUUUGUAUUUUGUAGAAGAUGUUUAAAUGGAUAUCAUCUUGGUGAAUGUGAUAGUCAGCAACCUACCACUUCUAAUGUUCAGUCAUGGUCUGGUGGAUAUGCAGUGGAUCCGAAUCGAGCUAAAGAUGCAAAAUGGGAUGAUGUUAAUACAAAGGCUAUUAAAAAAUUGACGAAGCCGUGUCCUCAGUGUAGAACACCAACUGAACGUGAUGGAGGAUGUAUGCAUAUGGUGUGUACACGUGCAAGAUGUAACUUUCAGUGGUGUUGGAUUUGUCAAACAGCUUGGUCUCGUGAAUGUAUGGGUAACCAUUGGUUUGGAUAAUUAUUAUAACUAAUUAAAUAAACAUGUACAGGUGAAACAAAAUGUAAAUAUACAUAUGUAUAUAAUUACUAUUUGUUUAUU
Chelonus insularis is the source of this 1730-nucleotide messenger RNA. It is a transcript of the gene park, whose product is annotated as parkin. Lineage: Eukaryota; Metazoa; Arthropoda; Insecta; Hymenoptera; Braconidae. Gene Ontology annotation, cellular component: cytosol; ubiquitin ligase complex; endoplasmic reticulum. The record is from RefSeq and is a predicted model, not a curated record. The coding region runs from base 129 to 1649 and encodes 506 amino acids. The transcript is spliced from 6 exons. Gene Ontology annotation, molecular function: ubiquitin conjugating enzyme binding; ubiquitin protein ligase activity; zinc ion binding. Gene Ontology annotation, biological process: negative regulation of protein phosphorylation; positive regulation of proteasomal ubiquitin-dependent protein catabolic process; regulation of apoptotic process.